Molecule: messenger RNA, 2078 nt
Organism: Solanum dulcamara
Lineage: Eukaryota; Viridiplantae; Streptophyta; Magnoliopsida; Solanales; Solanaceae
Product: cationic amino acid transporter 1-like
Exons: 3
Coding region: 127-1938 (603 amino acids)
Biological process (GO): amino acid transport; transmembrane transport
Cellular component (GO): plasma membrane
Molecular function (GO): L-lysine transmembrane transporter activity; L-glutamate transmembrane transporter activity
Source: RefSeq, a predicted model, not a curated record
UGUGCACGUGGUUGGUUAUAGUGUAAACUUGCCUUUUCUACUUGUGUGGGACGACAUCAAUUCUUUCCUCUAACCCGCCACUGAUCGUCUUCCUCCACAGGCUAUCUCUUCGCGAUCGGGAUAGAAAUGGGGGAAGAGGAACAAGGACAUGCCGGGGGAAUGAGGAGAAGAGGAUGUUCCAUUUCAAAGGAUGAUUUCCUGCCAGAGGAAUCAUUCAAGAGUUGGGGAAAUUAUGUAAAUGCAUUGAGUAAUACACCAGGUCGACUUUUGGAUCGAGUCGUAACACGUUCAGAUGAACAGGAUGAGUUGGAUGUCAAGGCAAGAAGUGUUAACCAAAUGAAAAGGAGCCUGAAUUGGUGGGAUCUCAUGUGGUUUGGGUUAGGUGCACUUGUUGGUGCUGGAAUAUUUGUUCUUACUGGUCUUGAAGCUCGAACUGAUGCUGGUCCAGCAGUUGUCCUAUCUUAUGUUGUUUCUGGGAUCUCAGCUAUGCUAGCCGUAUUUUGCUACACUGAAUUUGCUGUGGAGAUUCCAGUGGCAGGUGGUUCAUUUGCUUACUUGAGGGUAGAGCUGGGUGACUUUGUAGCAUUUAUAGCAGCUGGUAACAUUCUUCUUGAAUAUGUGAUUGGCUCAGCCGCAAUGGCUCGUUCUUGGACUUCCUAUUUUGCUACUCUUUGUGGCCACCAACCUGAUGAUUUUCGUAUCAUUGUCAAUAGUCUAGCAGAAGGCUACAAUCACAUUGAUCCAAUAGCCGUUGGUAUUUGCCUUAUAGUUUCCAUCAUUGCUUGUAAUAGCACCAAAGCUUCUUCUAGGAUCAACUAUAUUGCAUCAGUUAUUCAUGUUCUAAUCCUCCUUUUCAUCAUCAUUGCUGGCUUAAUCCAUGCCGAUAAAAAGAACUUCACCCCUUUUAUGCCAUUUGGUCCUCGUGGUGUAUUUAAAGCAUCAGCUGUGUUAUUCUUUGCUUAUACUGGUUUUGAUGCUGUUUCAACUAUGGCUGAGGAAACCAAGAAUCCAGGUAGGGACAUUCCUAUUGGCCUAGUAGGUUCUGUUUUAUUAACUACGGUAUUAUAUUGUGCACUGGCUUCUGUUCUUUGUCUUAUGCAAUCGUAUAAGAAUAUCGAUAUUAAUGCCCCGUUCUCAGUUGCAUUUGAGGCUGUUGGUUUAGGUUGGGGAAAGUAUGUGGUUGCUGCAGGGGCUCUAAAAGGGAUGACCUCUGUUUUGUUGGUAAAUUGUGUUGGACAAGCUCGUUAUUUGACACAUAUCUCUAGAACUCAUAUGAUGCCCCCUUGGUUUUCGUAUGUUAAUGCUAAAUCUGGAACACCAGUCAAUGCCACUAUAUUCAUGAUGACAUCUAGUGCAAUUCUUGCAUUAUUUACAAGUCUUGAUAUUCUUUCAAGUCUUUUGUCCAUCUCUACACUCUUUAUCUUUAUUCUCGUGGCCCUUGCUCUUCUUGUUCGACGUUACUAUGUGAGUAAUGUUACCACUCCACAGAAUCGAAACAAGCUUCUUUUGUUACUAGCACUCAUUGUGGCAUCAUCAAUUGGCAUUGCUAUUAAUUGGGGUGUUACAGAUGAUUGGAAAGGAUAUUGUAUCACAUUGCCAAUAUGGUUUUUAGCAACUGCUGGGAUAACAAUUUUGGUGCCAAAAGCAAGGAGCCCAAAAGUUUGGGGGGUACCUAUGGUACCAUGGAUACCAUCUGCAUCCAUUGCCAUAAAUUUUUUCCUUCUAGCUUCCAUGGAUAAGGAUUCUUUUAUAAGGUUUGCUAUUUGGACUGUCCUCAUUUUGAUAUACUAUGUGUUCUUGGGCUUGCAUGCCUCUUAUGACACUGCCAAGGAGAUUCAGAAGAAUACUGAAUGGGACAAGGUUGAAGGAGUAAAUACAAAUUAUGAAUUUGAUGGUGGUGCCAAUAGUAAAAAUGAGCCACUAGCUUCAAAUAAAUAAAUAAUUUCAUAAUUUUUGUUGUUUAAUUACUAGCCUACAUGUUUGAAUUUGAAAUAGGUCUGAAAUGUUUUCUAUAGCUUAUCACUCAAAAGUUGAAUUUUGUACAUAUUUUACUAUAAUGAGAUCAAUUUAGAGGAACU